ACUUUAUGCUGAGAUUUGCAUUUCAUUUUAAGUAUGAGGUUGUUUUUGUGAGUUUUAAGUUAAGUUUGUUUUGAAGAUUGAGUUUUGAGAGGAAACAAAUUGUGGGUUUUGAGUGUUUGUAUGAAAAAGGUUGAGUCUUUAUUGAGAUUUUUGCAAUUUGAGUGUCAAGAUUGAAUGAAUACAUGUCAUUUUGUAGCAUCUAAGUUAAAGGGUUUGUUGUUUUUUCUUGGAUUUGUGAAGGAUGAUUUAGCUAAUGCAAGUUUUGUGCUUCUGGGGUUGAAAGGUUGUACACUAUACAUAGUGAUAUUGAGGUUUAGAUAGUCUUUUUUUGCAAAAAGGGGGAAAUGGGGGCGGGGAUUACAAGGUGGGGAGUCGAACCCUCACCAACAGGGUGAAAUUUCAGGUAGCAAACCAACCAACUGAGCUACUAAGAUCCCCCAGUUUUGGUUUUAGGAGGCGGUAGACGUAUGGAAUUUUGAGGAUUCAGAGGCCUAAAAUUGAAUUAGGAGACAGAAGCAGAGGGGAGUUUUGUUCAAUGUCAGGAGCUUCAAGGGUAAGGUCAAUGAAUGUAGCUGAUUCAGAAGCAAGGCCAGUUCUUGGACUAGCUGGGAAUAAGGCACAGAGGUCACCUGGUUCAAGAAAAUCUGUUUCGAAACCUACGAGAAAGAUAGUGAAGUCAAAAGAGGAGCUUGAGAUGGGAGAUAAAAAUGGUCACCAACCAUCCCCUUCAUUGCUUUCUUUUGAUGUUCCCUCAAUACUUAGGCGACAGGAGUCGUUGUAUUCCAACUUUUCACUUAGUGCUUCAUGUUCUUCUGAUGCCUCGACGGAUUCAUUUCACAGCAGUGCUUCAACUGGUAGGAUAUAUAGAAUGAAUAGUACCUCAAGCAGAAGGAAGCAGUUGGCGUCGAAGUCCAAAAGGAUAGUUUCAGAUGAUAUAUCAGACUCUUCAAUUGACGGUUCGCAAUCCAAGAAAAGAUGUGCCUGGGUGACACCUAAUACAGAUCCAUCUUAUGCUAAUUUUCACGAUGAAGAAUGGGGAGUUCCAGUCCAUGACGACAAGAAGCUAUUCGAGCUCCUUGUCCUUUGCGGGGCAUUGGCUGAACUCACAUGGCCUUCCAUUCUUUGCAAGAGGCACAUAUUCAGAGAAGUAUUCGCAGAUUUUGAUCCCAUAGUAGUGGCCAAGUUGAAUGAAAAGAAGACUUUAGCUCCUGGAGGUACAGCAUGCUCACUAUUAUCAGAACUUAAACUGCGAGGCAUCAUUGAAAAUGCUCGUCAAAUGUUGAAGGUUAUAGAUGAAUUUGGAUCAUUUGACAAGUAUAUCUGGAGCUUUGUGAACCACAAGCCUAUAGUAAGUGGAUUUAGAUAUCCUCGUCAAGUUCCGGUGAAGACAGCAAAAGCAGAUCUGAUUAGCAAAGACCUAAUUAGGAGAGGUUUCCGGGGCGUGGGACCUACUGUGGUCUACUCUUUCAUGCAGGUUGCUGGUAUUACAAAUGACCAUCUUAUUAGUUGCUUUAGAUUUCCUGACUGUGUUGAAUCUGCUGAAGGUAAAGAGAAGGACUCGAACAACGAUGAAACUGAAGCAACACAAGCCAACAAAGCAAACGAAACAGAGAUAUGUAGAUCAAUCGAUGACUUGAGUUUCUCCUCAGAGUGAUUUUCAUCUUUGUGUUAUUCAGGUGAUAUAAAGACUUGUAACAACUGGUUAAAUUCACAUAGAUUAGCUGCAAAAACUGGUUGUGUACAGAGAAAUGAGUCAAUAUCUAUGCAUAUCAUAGAAUUCUUGAUAUUUUUAGAUUACUAGAUCAAGAUUAACUAGGAGUAACUUCUGUUCAUGUCUAUAAAUGAAUGAAGUUUUUUGCAAGUCAAAA
Solanum tuberosum (potato) is the source of this 1868-nucleotide messenger RNA. RefSeq names its product probable GMP synthase [glutamine-hydrolyzing]. NCBI's taxonomy places the organism in Eukaryota, Viridiplantae, Streptophyta, Magnoliopsida, Solanales, Solanaceae. Gene Ontology annotation, molecular function: DNA-3-methyladenine glycosylase activity. The record is from RefSeq and is a predicted model, not a curated record. Bases 536 to 1654 code for a protein of 372 amino acids. Gene Ontology annotation, biological process: base-excision repair. The transcript has 6 exons.